This is a messenger RNA of Penicillium psychrosexuale, 1200 nucleotides long. RefSeq names its product glycoside hydrolase family 18 protein. Lineage: Eukaryota; Fungi; Ascomycota; Eurotiomycetes; Eurotiales; Aspergillaceae. Gene Ontology annotation, molecular function: chitin binding; chitinase activity. The transcript is spliced from 7 exons. Gene Ontology annotation, biological process: carbohydrate metabolic process; chitin catabolic process. Gene Ontology annotation, cellular component: extracellular region. The record is from RefSeq and is a predicted model, not a curated record. Bases 1 to 1200 code for a protein of 399 amino acids.
AUGUGUGAAAUGAGAUCAGUCGCCUAUUUUGUCAACUGGGCAAUUUACGGCCGCAACUACAACCCGCAGGAUCUACCCGCGGAGAAGCUGACACACAUCCUCUAUGCAUUUGCCAACAUCCGCCCCGAAAGCGGCGAAGUGUACUUGACCGACUCUUGGUCCGACGUCGAGAAGCAUUACCCCACAGACUCGUGGAAUGACGUCGGUACCAAUGUGUACGGAUGUGUUAAGCAGCUUUUCCUGCUUAAGAAGCAGAACCGCAAGCUGAAGGUUUUGCUUUCUAUCGGGGGCUGGACGUACUCCUCGAAUUUCGCGCAGCCUGCGAGUUCCCAUGAGGGUCGGACUGCAUUUGCCGAAUCGGCGACACGCUUGGUUCUGGAUUUGGGAUUCGAUGGUCUUGAUAUUGAUUGGGAAUAUCCUAAAGAUGACACCGAGGCUGAGCAUCUAGUUCUUUUGCUUCGGAAGUGCCGAGAGGUUCUUGAUAGAGAGGCCGGUCCCGAUCGCCGUUUCUACUUGUCAAUCGCCUGCCCUGCCGGCCCGAGCAAUUACGAGAAGCUCAGAUUCCGAGACAUGACCCCAGUGCUAGACUUCUACAACCUUAUGGCAUACGACUUCGCCGGAAGCUGGGACAGCAACGCUGGCCAUCAAGCGAACAUCGUCCCUUCAGCUUCCAACCCUGCAUCCACGCCGUUCUCCAUCAACAAUGCUCUAGACUACUACAUCAACGUCGGCGGCGUACCACCCUCAAACAUCGUCAUGGGCAUGCCGCUGUACGGACGUGCAUUUGAGAACACCGACGGACCCGGCGCUCCCUUCUCCGGCGUCGGAGAGGGCAGCUGGGAGAACGGGGUGUGGGAUUACAAGGCACUGCCCAGACCCGGGGCUGAGAAGCAGUUCGAUCAGGAAUCUGGUGCCUCGUUCUGCUAUGAUGCCGGUGCGCGCAAGAUGGUUACUUACGACACACCCUAUAUGGCGCAGAUCAAGGCGAACUAUAUUCGCGAGCGCGGACUGGGUGGUGGUAUGUGGUGGGAGAGUAGCGGUGAUAAGGGUGGGAAGGAGGCUGAUCCGGCGCAAGGAAGUUUGAUCGGUAUCUUUGUUGAUGGUGUGGGUGGUCCAGGCGCUUUGGAUCAGUCGUGUAAUGCUCUUGAUUUCCCCGAGAGCAAGUAUGCCAAUGUCCAAGCUGGGUUCCCGGAAGAGUAG